GGCUGUUGACGAUAUCGAAAUCCUCUCACCUCUUUUCAAGUCUCCGUAACCCCGGCCUUUUUAAGUAGUGUUAACUCUCAUACUUGAACUCUUACGCCUGGCGCAAUGUCAGUGAACCUGAUAACCGAAGACGAUCGCAGGGCUCCCAGCAGCAAUCAGGAUCCCACAGCGAAGCCACCUCAGAAAUUCCUUCGUUUUCAUCGGCCAUUUAAUCGGGAAGUCAGCCAAACCCUUACCAUAGAAAACAACAACGAUGAGCCGGUUGCAUUCAAGGUCAAAACAACAGCUCCCAAAAGCUAUUGCGUGCGGCCCAACUCAGGUCGGAUCGGAGCGGGCGAGAGGGUAGAUGUUCAAGUUCUUCUGCAGGCAAUGAAGGAUGACAGGUCAGUGGGAGCAUCUAAAGACAAGUUUUUGGUCCAGUCUGUGGCAGUAUCCACGGACAAAGAUUUCUCCAAUGUCAGCUCGAUCUGGCAACACGUUGAGCAAACAUCAAAAAGUUCUAUUCACGAACAGAAAAUAAAAGUCGAAUUUUUGCCUCCUAAGGAUUCAGGAGAACAGCCCUCAACCGACGAACCCAAUGGAAUCGCUCCUCCCGAAGAAGAACUUCCGGCAUAUACCUCCCCCAGCGCAGCCAAAUUUGAUACGCCGUCAGCAACCCGGGUUGCUCCGCCGCUGGAUAUGACGUCUGCUGAGACCCCAAAAUACGAAUCCAACCUCUCCCCUUCACCUGCUGUACAAUCCAAGCAAGACGCCGCGAGUGACGAGCUGAAAUCACAACUUGCGGAAGCUAGAGCUCAAAUCGAAAAAUUGAGAGACCAACUUGCAGACCAAGGCCUCAGACAACGAAAAAUCAGCAGCACCGCACCAGGAUCAACAUCGUCUGGAUUGCAGCAGCAGCAGCGAGCCCAUCAGUCGGCAGAAGUUGGUGUCCCAUUGCGAGUCGUUGCCGGUCUUUGCCUCCUCAGUUUUCUCCUAGCAUACGUCUUCUUUUAGAACCCUCUCAGCAACAAGCAUUCAUGUUUUCAGCAUACCCUUCAUCCUGCCGUCUCCGUUCGCGCCAUCCCCACUUGUGUUGUGGCUUUCCUUUAGGUCUUAUUAAUAUUUAGGCCUCGUCCUGUAAUGAGCAUUCCAUGAGCUCCUUUCGUUUUGUGUUGCAUUCCCUUUUGUCUCUUGUCCUCUGAAUUCUUAUUUCCCUUCACUUUCCCUUUUCCCCUUCCCUUUUCCCCUAUCUUUUCGUCCCCGUUUACAUUUGAGCUACGUCUAUGAUGUAUUUACUCUUCUGUAAGUGUACAGCAACCCUACUUUCCUACCGAGUUUUUCAGAUCCUCGUUUUUUUCUUGCCCUUUCGUUAUCUUUUCCAUUUCCUGUCACUUUAUAUGUGUUCCCUUUUUAUUACUCUGACCAAUGUGAUAUGACGUGGAUUCUUCUUUCCCUUUCGUCUUCUUUUGUCCACUUCUAGUUCUGUUUGUUGGGAAAUUCAAUAGGCGCGACAGGCUUGGAAAAAUUAGGAUGCAGUAAAUUUGGCAGGAAGAGGUUUGGAAUCGAGAAUUUUAAAUGAACACCCAAGGAAGGCGCGGUUAUAACAUGUGGAAGGACAGCAGAAUAUGACAUAUUUCAACAUG
This is a messenger RNA of Histoplasma capsulatum G186AR, 1622 nucleotides long. RefSeq names its product MSP domain-containing protein. Bases 106 to 993 code for a protein of 295 amino acids. Gene Ontology annotation, molecular function: FFAT motif binding. The record is from RefSeq and is a predicted model, not a curated record. Gene Ontology annotation, biological process: endoplasmic reticulum membrane organization. The transcript has 7 exons. NCBI's taxonomy places the organism in Eukaryota, Fungi, Ascomycota, Eurotiomycetes, Onygenales, Ajellomycetaceae. Gene Ontology annotation, cellular component: endoplasmic reticulum membrane; plasma membrane.